CACCUAAACCAAACAUCUGCCAUAUUUAAUACUCAGUCGAGCUGAUCUUCAGAGGGGGUCUAUGGAGUUUACAUGAAGUUUAGGAAUUACAUUGGCCAAAGAUAGUUUUAUACACUGUUUGUGGUUGAUUUGAAACAGCAGGACACUGACCUACAGGAAGUAGAGGCGAUGGUGGAAGGCAGGUCCAGCUGCACGCCUGUACUGUACAGUACACCGCUCCAGACCACAGGAAGGCGCGCCAUCUAACAACACGCGCUUCUUCGUUAUUGUUCUGGGAUGACGUUGCUCUCAUUCUGUCUUUCAGACUCGUCUGUGGAGCUUACAGCAAUGGGAAAACACAUUGUUGCCUUGGUGCUUUUCUGCCUCUCGACUUUCUUGUCGUGUGUGUGUAGCUUCUCCUUUGGCUCGGAAAUCAGUUUUGUCACGUGCGGCUCGGUGGUGAAGCUGUUGAACGUUCAGCACAAUGUCAGACUGCAUUCUCACGACGUGCGCUACGGCUCCGGUAGUGGCCAGCAGUCUGUGACUGGAGUGACCACAGUGGAAGACAGCAACAGUUACUGGAGCGUGCGUGGCACCAGUGGGGCGGGUUGUCAUCGAGGGACUCCAGUCAGAUGUGGCCAGAACAUCAGACUCACACACGUGAACACAGGCCGAAAUCUGCACAGCCACUACUUUGCAUCUCCGCUGUCGUCCAACCAGGAAGUCAGUGCCUUUGGAGAGGAUGGUGAAGGUGACCAUCUGGAUGAGUGGACUGUACUAUGUGGGGGUUCUGUAUGGCAGCGGGAUGAGUCGGUGCGCUUCCAGCACAGUGCCACAGAAGCACUGCUGUCGGUGACGGGCGAACAGUACGGCAGGCCCAUUCAAGGCCAGAGAGAAGUGCACGCGAUGACCAGCAGCAGCCAGCACAGCUACUGGAAAGCCAUGGAGGGCGUUUUCAUGAAGCCCAGUGAAACGGGACCCAAAGACUUCAGCAGUUCGACACACACCGAGUUGUGACUGCUUUCACUCCAGCAAACAGUUUGUCUCACAGAACAGUGCGUUCUUCAUGUUCUGUCUUCAUUUGUGUUCCAAAAAUCUCAUGCAAAAGGAUCUUUCAUCCACAUUUCAAAUGUGACAAAUCACAUUAUUUUGACUGAAGAGCACAGAGACCUCAUACUAAACCUUUUUUUUUUCCAUGAAUACAAUUUAAUUCAUCCUUAAUUAAUAUUUCUAGUUGGAAAUCUAGAGGGGUCUAUCAACAGCAGUAAUUAAUGGUAGCACAAUGAGUAGCACCUUGGACACGGGAACGUAUUUGGCAUGUAUACAGUUGAGUGCAAAAGUUCACAUACCCUUAUGACAAAACGAAGAAGACAGAUGUAAAUGUGUGGCGGUCUGGGAAAAGCCUUUACGUAUCACUGCCAAAAAUCCCCCUAAAAAAAACCUAAAUUCUGCCAAAAUGAGUUUUUCUGCCGAAGGCGUGGUUUGUACUUGAGUUGUGACCUGCUUUGGUGGUCGUGAAUGGCGUUGUUCACACAUCUGGAUGAUUUAAAAGCGACAUCCACUAGAUGAUUCCUCAGAGCCAAAACAUUCCUGUCUAUCAGGGGCCUCAAUUAUCAACAAUUUAUCAACCGUUUCUAUGCCUUAAAUGGGAUUUACCAAGUGCAUGAGGAUGUGCGUAUAUUUCGUCAAACCCCUGACCAUACGUAUGCAAGAACCCCUAGUGUUAUAAAAGUGUAAUAGCUGGUAAACUGACUGUGCUGAGCUUCAUCACAUACUUUAUGUAUGUUUAUGUUUCAUACACAUACUUACACAUUUCUCCUAUCAGUAUAGCUGAGAGAGGCCAUGUGCAUAUAUAUAUAUAUAUUCCCAUAUAAAAAAACUUUUUUUUUUUUUUUAAACAUGUAGACUACUGGUCAAAAGUUUAUUCCUUAUUUUGAUUUUUUCCCCCACAUUUUAGAAUAAAAACUCUGGAAUAACGCAACUGGAACUAUGGGAAUUAUGUUGUCAUAAAAAACCCCAAAAUAAUUGAAUAUUUUAACACUUGUUAUCAGGUUGAUAUUCUCUUCCUGAGUCACCCAACCGGGCGCUAAUGGCUAUGCAAACAUCAGGUAUCACCGCUUAUGGCGGAUCAUAAAGGCGAUAGAUACUUUUUUAAGAUACUUUUAGCAUCUUCAAAGUAGACACCCUUUUUGCCAAGAAUUUCCAGAAAUGUAUUCUUGGCAUUUUCUCAACCAGUUUCUUGAGGAAUCUCCCUGAGAUGCUUUUUAAACAGUAUUAAAUAAGUUCCCACACAUGCUGCACACUUAUUGGCUGCUUUUCGGAAUAUUUCAUAAGUCAUCCAUUUAAAAAAAUAUUUUUUUGUAAAUAAAAUGUUAGUUUUCGAAUGAAAGAAAUUAUGUUUGCACACCGAUUUCAAACAUUUAAUCAUACACCUUCAGAUCAAAAGAUUUUUAAGAUCAUGAGAAACAUUUCAGUCAAGGUUCUCCAAACGUUUGACUGGUAGUGUAUAUCUGGAUGCUUUUUUCGAGGCAGUGCAUUUUUACAGCACACUAGAAUUAUCGAUAUAUCUUCCCUUCAUGCUUUUACCUCUCACACAAGAAACACUACAGAAUAGCUGCCUUAUAUUAACAUUGCAGUAUUAUUCAUAUUAUUGUGAACAUUGUGCAGUGGUUAAAGUUUAUUCCAGUAUUCUUCAAGCUGUCUAGAUAAUGAUAUUUAUGCUUUUAUUCAUUGGGCUACCAGUUUGUCCAAUACAAAUCAGUAUUAUAAUGAAUUGACAAAAGUGAAACACUUGAGAUCAAUAGCCAGUUAAUCAUAUUGAGAUAAACAAGAAAACAACUGACAUCUGAUGGAUUGAACAUGAUUCAUCAUUGCAUUUUAAUUAGGAGUUAUUUUAUUAGAUAAGUAAUAGAUAAUACAAAGUUUGUUUUGUAAUUUCUCUAUAUUACAGACAGAAAGAGCAAUACAAGAAGUAUUUCCCCAUACAGUUCUUAAAUGAAUGAAAAAUGAAUCCCAAUCCUCUUAGCUAGAAAUUGUACUAUUCGUUCUGUUUAUUUUCUAUUUGGCUUAAAAUUGCACAAAUUGUAUACCUGACAACCAAAAGUUUCUCCUGAAAGGUGUGUGAAAAGCGACAGUGAUAGAAAUGUAGUUAGCAUUGUGUUUAAUUCAUUAGUCUCUUCUUAGUAUUGUGUGAAUUGCACUUUAAAUCAAACGGACUAGAUACGGCACAUGUGAAAGUACCCUAACCACAUUAAAUCUGUUUCAAAUAUGCACAUUGUUACUACAUUACUACAACAACAAGCUCUUAUUUUUAAAGCAAAUACACUAAAGGUACUACAGUAAUUAUUAGUGUACUGUAGUCCGAGUUGAGAAAGACUUUGAAGACUUUGAAGAAAGCAUUGCUGCAGUCUUCCCAUAGUAAAGGUUUGCCAUAAUAAAACGUUGCUUUAUCAACCUGGACCAAGUUGCUCGUGAUUAAUUUGGAUCCAUAUGUUAAUUUAUUUCCCUAUAUUUUCUUUUUUUUUUCUUCUUUCAAAUAACGUGUUACGUAAAUGUCCACUUGACUGAGGAAAGCCAUAUUUAUAAUCUGUUAUUAAAUGGCUUCCUGUUCUAAGCUGUUACUCCAAGAUGAAGCCAUGGGAGAAUGUGUAUAUAUUAAUAUGUUAAUGUUAAUAUAUUAGUGUAUAUACAGUCAGCUGCAAUAUUAUUCCCUUGUUCCCUUCACUCAGGUAAAAGAGUAAACUCCAAAAGAAUUUCUAAGAGUGCCAAUAAUUGUCACAUGUGGUUUAAAAAAUAUUUUUAUUUCUUAGAACAAAUUUGCUUCAGUUACAGCUCAGAUUUGUCUAAUGUUACCAGUGUGAAAUUGUGCUAAUUAACCAAAAAAAGGAAAACAAAUACAUUUUUAAAUAUAUAUUUUUAAACCCACCUUUACGAAGAGUAAAGGCCGAUAAUUCUAGAGCUGACUGUAUUAGAAUACUAUAGUACUAAAUUUUGUAAUAUGUAUUGGCUGGAUUUACACAUGGUGCAAAUAAAACACGCUGAUUUUAAGGGACAGUUUUGAAAUAAAGUGCUCUUUGAA
This is a messenger RNA of Ictalurus furcatus (blue catfish), 4057 nucleotides long. RefSeq names its product stromal cell-derived factor 2 (gene sdf2). The record is from RefSeq and is a predicted model, not a curated record. The transcript is spliced from 3 exons. Lineage: Eukaryota; Metazoa; Chordata; Actinopteri; Siluriformes; Ictaluridae. Bases 277 to 996 code for a protein of 239 amino acids.